Molecule: messenger RNA, 592 nt
Organism: Drosophila arizonae
Lineage: Eukaryota; Metazoa; Arthropoda; Insecta; Diptera; Drosophilidae
Product: ADP-ribosylation factor-like protein 16
Molecular function (GO): GTPase activity; GTP binding
Source: RefSeq, a predicted model, not a curated record
AGACGCAAUGUCUUGCAUUUGUCUAGGACCCAAGCGUGCGGGCAAAACUCAUCUGCUCAAGGCUCUGCAAGAGCCAGACUCUAUAGAUGAGACGAGCUACUCCAUGCCCACAAUUGGUACAGGCAUCUUUCGCAUUUACUUUCCUGAAAAGUCCGCAAAUGCUGAUAGGCACAAACCACCACCGCCAACAACAGAUGUCGUAGCCACACCGCAUGGCGGCAAACACCUGGCUAAGUUUAUACAGGUGCUGGAAAUUGGAGGCAGCAUGGCGCCUCUGUGGCGUCAAAGUCAAUAUUUUGAGGAUGUCAAAAAGCUCAUCUAUGUGGUGGAUGCUUCUAAUCUGUGUCAGAUCUCAGCUGCAGGCGUGCUCUUCUAUUCGAUUCUCACCGAGCCGCGUCUGCAAAAGGUUAAAAUCCUCCUCGUGCUGACCAAAAUGGACUACUCCUACCGCCAGAUGCGCAACGAGGCGUUGCUCAUGCUGCAAAUGUCCAAGCUGCAGAAACAGAUACGACAGCAGGUGACCAUUGUAGAGGCCAGCGCAGUGACCAAGGUGGGUCUCAGCACCAUCUACGACUGGCUCCAAAGACCAUGA